This is a messenger RNA of Ceratotherium simum simum (southern white rhinoceros), 1312 nucleotides long. It is a transcript of the gene TRUB2, whose product is annotated as TruB pseudouridine synthase family member 2. NCBI's taxonomy places the organism in Eukaryota, Metazoa, Chordata, Mammalia, Perissodactyla, Rhinocerotidae. Gene Ontology annotation, molecular function: pseudouridine synthase activity; RNA binding. The record is from RefSeq and is a predicted model, not a curated record. Gene Ontology annotation, biological process: RNA processing; pseudouridine synthesis.
GCACUUCCGUCCAGGUUUAGCUUUUCCGCGAGCCCGGGCCGCGGCUUUCGGGCAUGGGGUCCGCAGGCCUAGCGCGGCUGCAUGGGCUCUUCGCGGCCUACAAGCCCCCGGGGCUAAAAUGGAAGCACCUGCGGGACACCGUGGAGUUGCAGCUUCUGAAGGGUCUCAAUGCUGGGAAGCCUCCUGCCCCUGAACAGCGUGUUCGCUUCCUUCUGGGCCCCAUGGAAGGCAGCGAAGAGAAGGAGCUGACCCUCACAGCCACCAGUGUGCCCACCCUCACCGACCAUCCGCUGGUAUGUGGACCAGCAUUCACCAGCCUGAAGGUUGGCGUAGGACAUCGGCUGGAUGCCCAGGCUUCUGGGGUGCUUGUGCUCGGCGUGGGACGUGGACGCAGGCUCCUCACCGACAUGUACAACGCUCACCUCACCAAGGAUUACACAGUACGCGGCCUCCUGGGCAAAGCCACAGAUGACUUCUGUGAGGACGGGCGGCUGGUGGAGAAGACAACGUAUGACCACGUGACCAGAGAGAAGCUGGACCGAAUCCUGGCCCUGAUCCAAGGUUCCCAUCAGAAGGCCCUGGUGAUGUACUCCAACCUCGACCUGCAGACCCAGGAAGCCUAUGAGAUGGCCGUGAGAGGCUUGAUCCGGCCCAUGAACAAGUCCCCGAUGCUGAUAACUGGCAUCCGAUGCCUCCACUUUGCACCUCCGGAAUUCCUCCUAGAGGUGCAGUGCAUGCAUGAGACGCAGAAGCAGCUGCGAAGGCUGGUGCAUGAAAUCGGCCUAGAGCUGAAGACCACUGCUGUCUGCUCCCAAGUGCGGCGGACACGUGAUGGCUUCUUCACCCUGGACGAUGCCCUCCUGAGGACCCAGUGGGACUUAUACAGCAUCCAGGAUGCCAUCCAGGCCGCAGCCCCCCGGGUGGCAACAGAGCUGGAGAGGAGCUUGAGGCCAGGUCUGGGCACCCAGCAGCUCCCCGGUCCAGACCAGCCCCAGGACUCGAAGGGGCCCAGCUCUGCCUUGUUGCUGGAGAGCUGUGCAGGGCAUUGAAAGGCCAGGCAGUUGGUGGGGCAGUGGGUGGAUACAGAUAAGAAUUGUUCACGAGCCGGAACUGAUGACUGUACAGAAAGGGAGAGUAGGGGAAGUGUUUCUACAUGUAACAUAAAACUCUGAAGCUGUAAGAGAAAAAAUCAACAGACUUGACCCCAUUGAAAAGGAAAAACCUCUGUAUGGAGGAAAGACGGUAAAUGAAUGACAGACUGAUAAAAAUAUUUGUAAUAUGUUUAACUAAGAACUAAUAUCCGUGAUAUAUA